Gossypium raimondii (Peruvian cotton) is the source of this 1225-nucleotide messenger RNA. Its product is annotated as SHUGOSHIN 2-like. The record is from RefSeq and is a predicted model, not a curated record. Lineage: Eukaryota; Viridiplantae; Streptophyta; Magnoliopsida; Malvales; Malvaceae. The transcript is spliced from 9 exons. Gene Ontology annotation, cellular component: chromosome, centromeric region. Gene Ontology annotation, biological process: maintenance of meiotic sister chromatid cohesion; meiotic sister chromatid segregation. Bases 134 to 754 code for a protein of 206 amino acids.
UUUACAAGUUUAUCCUUUAUAUUUGAUUUCCAACUUUCCCUCCCAUAUUCGAAAGCGAAAGUACGGAAUUUGUUUACGUUUUCUCGACGCAGAAACCAGCGUCGUUUCAGGUAAUGAACUGAAAGGGAAGUCUAUGGAAAACGGAUCCUUUAUCAGUAAUGCACCAAGGAAGGGGCUCAGUGACAUAACCAACUUGCAGCAUCAGCCUAAAGUGUUGACCCAAGAUGCAAAGCUCCUGCUGCAACCUGCUUCACUCGGGAGUAAAGAUUACAUCAACAAGCUCCAACAGGAAAAUAUGGUGCUGAUGAAAGUUCUUGCAGACCGAAUUAAAGUCAUUGAAUUGAGUGGAAUCGAGUUACAGAAACUGAGAAUCAAUUUCGAGAAGUUUCAGCAGCAAAACUUGCAACUUGCGCAAGCAAACAACCAGCUGUUAUUGGAACUUAAUUCAGGGAAAGAUAGGUUAAAAGCCCUUAAACAUGAGCUGGGAUGUAAAAAUGCUAUGCUUAAAGCAAUAAAAUCAGAGAAGAAAGCUAACAUUGUUGCUUGCCCUACAUCUGGAAAUGAGGGUUUGAAGGAAGGAACAAACAAGCAUGGCAAGGCAGGUGAAUCCCUUAACAAAGAAGAUGGAGACUAUAAACCUUGUAAUACGAACAGGAGGAGGCAAUCAAAGACUCUACAAGGGUUUGUUUAUGAAGGCAAUCUGCAAGGUUUAAAGCUGAAGAACCAGAAACUACUAAAGAUGUUUUCAAGGUAGCUGACAAAAAUUCUCUUAUUUCCUCUCCUUGUGAUGAUAAGGUGCAUCAGAGUGGGCCAUUUUCUUCUGAUUCAUCGGUCAGAAUAGAGCAUGAGGAAGGAUGUAUGGCCCCCAGAAAUGAAGCUCAAGAACCUAGACGAGCAUCUACAGGAAGGCCUUUGCGCCGAGCAGCUGAGAAGGUUCAAUCCUACAAGGAAAUGAAACUUAAUGUGAAGAUGCGCAGAGAAUUGUGAGCUCAUUCUCUUUGCUUCUGACACUGCACUUUUAUACUUGAGAUGCAUCUAAUUUCUAUAUACCACAAUGCUGUUGUUGCUGUAUAAUAUGUUCAUAUAAAACUGCCCUUAACAUUUCAAUGCAUCAUCUAUGGAUGACAAUGGAAAUGCCUGAAAUUGACUUCUAGGUUGUUUAACUGGGUUGUACUCGAAUAAUCUGAAGGAGUUUUGAUAUACAUUUGCCAGGUUGAAUGUGUUA